CUGCAGGGACAGGGGUGGACAUGAGCGUGUGACAGAGGCCUUGAGAUACAAAAGAAGUCUUAAGAGACAUGAAAGUGGAUGAGUCAGGUCCAGGGAGAGAACACAACCAUUGGAAAGUCCCAGACAAGAGAAAGGAGGCCAUAACAAGGAGACUGAGAAGGGCAACAGGGCCAGUUUGAGAGGGCAGCAGGGCCAAUGGAGAGCUGGGUAACAGGAAGGCCAGGGAGGAAGGAAGGCUUCACGGAGCAAUGGCCUCUUCCGGCUGUGAAGCAUGGCCCAGUGACCACAUACCAUCAGCCCAAGCACUAUGGAGUCCUUCAGUUCAAGGAAUCUGGCACUGCAAGCGGAGAAGAAACUACUGAGUAAGAUGGCAGGCCGGUCUGUGGUGCAUCUCUUCAUCGACGAGACCAGUAGCGAGGUCCUGGACGAGCUCUACCGGGUGUCUAAGGAGUACACGCACAGCCGGCCGCAGGCUCAGCGGGUCAUCAAGGACUUGAUCAAGGUAGCUGUCAAAGUGGCCGUGCUCCACCGCAACGACUGCUUUGCUCCCAGUGAGCUGGCCCUGGCUGAGCGCUUUCGCCAGAAGCUUCGGCAGGGUGCCAUGACGGCGCUUAGCUUUGGGGAGGUGGACUUCACCUUCGAGGCUGCGGUGCUGGCCGGCCUGCUCACCGAAUGCCGAGACGUGCUGCUGGAGCUGGUGGCGAACCACCUGACGGCCAAGUCCCACGGCCGCAUCCGCCACGUGUUCGAUCACUUCUCUGACCCGGGCCUGCUCACCGCCUUGUACGGGCCUGACUUCACCCAGCACCUGGGCAAGAUCUGCGAUGGGCUCCGGAAGCUGCUGGACGAGGGCAAGCUCUGAGCGCCGGCCCCAGCGCCGGACCUUGGCUAAAGGGCUGCGCUGGGAUGACCACAGGCCGCGGGCUUUCUGACCCUGCUCCGCCGGCCUAGCGCUUCUGGGUCCUCGGGCUUCACCCUCACCCCGCCCCCCCCGGGCUGCUGGGGCAGGAGCCACGCCGAGCGGGGUCAGGCUUCUCCUCCAGCCCCAGCACAGGAAAUGGAGCUGCCUGAAAAAGGCGAAGUGAAACUUGGAUCUCUCUCCGUCUCCCAGGAAGGAUGCCUAAAACAGGAAAUCUGUGUCCUUACAGCCCGAGAAAACAGGGGAUAGCCCAUAGAGCCCUGUGGGGGUACUGAAGACUGAAGGGGGGUGCUGGUGGCCCUUCGAGACAAGGUAGACUUCUAGUUCUAGGCAGAGUUUGGAUAGCUACUGCAGGCUCUGUUUCAGAAUGAAGGGAGAAGAGGCCAGGCAAGAGAGAUUCUCACCAGGGAAAUAAAGCUACUAAAACAUG
Dipodomys spectabilis (banner-tailed kangaroo rat) is the source of this 1349-nucleotide messenger RNA. It is a transcript of the gene Tnfaip8l2, whose product is annotated as TNF alpha induced protein 8 like 2. The transcript is spliced from 2 exons. Bases 308 to 862 code for a protein of 184 amino acids. Gene Ontology annotation, biological process: regulation of apoptotic process; negative regulation of T cell activation; negative regulation of inflammatory response. Lineage: Eukaryota; Metazoa; Chordata; Mammalia; Rodentia; Heteromyidae. Gene Ontology annotation, cellular component: cytoplasm. The record is from RefSeq and is a predicted model, not a curated record.